Molecule: messenger RNA, 1170 nt
Organism: Ambispora leptoticha
Lineage: Eukaryota; Fungi; Glomeromycota; Glomeromycetes; Archaeosporales; Ambisporaceae
Source: the annotation of a GenBank genome assembly
AUGAACAAGAAAGAAAUUAUGAAUGAAGAAAAAGUCAGCGCGACAUUUGAGUUUACAAUUUUUACAACAACCAAGGAGUUUUGGAGUCCACCAUUUGCAACCUCGACUAACAUGUAUUGGCAGUUGAAUUAUGAAGCCGAGAACGAAGCAGAACCUGGUCAUUGUGCUCUCUGGUUGAGAGCCAUACCUAAUUAUGAGGAGAGCACAUCAAACACAAUGUGGUUUGAGAGAGCAAAAAUGAAACCACUUUUAUAUUUUAAGAAUGCUUUGAAUCCAAAAAGUCAUGUCAACAUCUACGAGACUUUUAUAGAACCUGAAGAAUAUUCACUAUUCUCUGGAAGAUUAGGUUACAAUUUUACGAGAGCUUAUUUACCACCAAAGAUUAUUCUCGGAGUCACAUUCACGGAAUUGCGCUCUCAAUCAGACCGAGCAGAUUUCCCUUUUCCUCCAAAACAUCUUUCUGAGAAUGCUGUCAAUGCAUGGAUGCAUUUACUAUGUGACAAGGAAAUCGCGGAUGUUGUAUUCAAUGUAAAAGGAAAAAAAAUAUAUGCCAAUGCAAUAAUUCUUUCGGCAAGGUCCGAAUAUUUUCGAAGCCUAUUUAGUCGAGAAUGGGCAGAAUCAACAACACCCAAAUCACCUCCAUCACCUGACAACAAAAAUAAUAAUUUGAACACUUGCGAUUGCGUUUUAAAAAAUCAGCGCAAAGAGAUAUGUAGGGAAAAUAGUAAAAUUAAAUAUGUCGUUGAAGUCACAGAUUUCGACAGCGAUGUCUUUAUGGCAAUGCUUCGAUAUCUUCAUACCGCUGGCGUGGUAUUAAAUCGAUAUACCGAUUCAACCUCAUGGAGCUGUAAAAUAUUCGCAAUCAGCGACAAAUACCUAAUCUCGGAACUUCGAGGCAUGGCAAAAGGCCAGAUUCUGUAUCAAUUAUCAAUUGAGAAUGCAGCAGAGAUUUUCUUUGAAUUUGCAUGGAAAUGGCAUGAUUUAAAGGAGGAAGUGUUAAAAUAUGUGGUCGAACAUUUUCCCAGGAUACGAAAGACCAAAGGAUACAAGAAAAUAUGUAGACCCGGACAUGUUGAUGCUCGAAUUGGAAGUCUCUCGAUUGAGAUUAUGAACGCUUUGGAUUUCUCGUCUGAUGGUUCUAGUGAAGAUGGUAGCGGUAGCAUGUGCUAG